Messenger RNA from Lactuca virosa, 973 nucleotides. Lineage: Eukaryota; Viridiplantae; Streptophyta; Magnoliopsida; Asterales; Asteraceae. The record is from the annotation of a GenBank genome assembly.
CAAAGACAUCUCUUAUGAAAAGGGGAUGACUUGGACUAUCUUGGUAUAAACCACUUUUUGGCGCAUCCAGAUCAUAAAUCGAAGUUUCAAAUCAAUCAUACCUUCCCAUUACUCAUAAUGGUUGAUCUGUCAGAAUUUGUAGAAGAACCUUCAUCUUCUUCAUCAGCUGAUCGUCAUAGAUAUGAUGUAUUUUUAAGUUUCAACGGGUGUGACACUCGUGAUACUUUCAUCGAUCACUUGCAUAAGGCCCUAAUGGAUGCGGAUAUCACUACCUUCUUGGACGAUGAAAUGAUCAAAACAGAGGAAGAUCUGAAACCGGAAGUGAAGAGUGCAAUUAAAACCGGGAAAGUUCUAAACCUAGAACUGGAGCGUGCGAUUAAAGAAUCUAGGGCUUGUAUUAUAGUGUUGUCUAAGAAUUACGCUAAUUCGCCCCGGUGCCUUGAUGAAUUGAUGUUUAUCCUUGAGCAGCGUAUGUCAUCCAACAAAAUUGUUGUCCCCAUCUUCUAUCAUGUUGAUCCCACCCAUGUCAGGAAGCAAGAAAGUACCUUUGGACUUGCAAUGGCUGAGCACAGACGGAUGAUGGAGGCUGAGAUAGAUGCAAAUAAAAGAAGCGAAUUGGCUGAAAAGAUUGACCAAUGGAAGAAAUCCCUUACAGAAGUUGCUAAUUUAAAAGGGAGGGAUGUAAAUGGCAGGCGAGAGACGGAGUUUAUUGAAGAAAUUGUUAAUACAACAAGAAUCACCUAACAAGCCAUGGGAGCGAAGUCGAUUGUGGUGUCAUGAGGAGUCACUCAAGGUGUUGUUGCAAAAAAAGGGUACUGGAAAUGUGCUAGGUCUCAUCCUUGACAUAAAAAUGCUUAAGAAUAAAAAGUUACGAGAAGCAUUUGAGCUGAAAACAGAUACAUUGAAGGCUAAAGAAAUCAAUUGGAUCGUCCUCAAAAGACAAAGUGUUGCUUGGAUCAUUGAAGAUUCUUAA